Raphanus sativus (radish) is the source of this 593-nucleotide messenger RNA. RefSeq lists its product as uncharacterized. The record is from RefSeq and is a predicted model, not a curated record. The transcript has 2 exons. NCBI's taxonomy places the organism in Eukaryota, Viridiplantae, Streptophyta, Magnoliopsida, Brassicales, Brassicaceae. Gene Ontology annotation, cellular component: chloroplast thylakoid membrane. The coding region runs from base 88 to 465 and encodes 125 amino acids.
UACCAAGAGAGUGACACGUCUUGAUUUCCAAAGCGUUCGAUAUAAAUCAAAUCGCAUUAUUACUUGUUGGUUUUUAAAUCGGGAAUCAUGGCGAUGGCACCGGCAAUGCAGACGACGUUCGUGUCAUCGACGAACUUUCUGAAACAAUCGAGACCUUCUUCAUCACCUAGCAAUGUGACUCUUCCCAAAAACAAGAGAUCGUCCUCCGUAGUUGUUGCCGCUGUCGGUGAUGUCUCUUCUGACGGAACCGUAUAUUUGAUAGCCGGAGCCGCUGCCGUUGCUCUUGUCGGAACAGCUUUUCCGAUCCUCUUCAAACGCACCGACACGUGUCCGGAAUGUGACGGGGCAGGAUUCGUGAGGAAGGGAGGAGCCACUUUGAGGGCCAACGCGGCAAGGAAGGAUCAAGCUCAGAUCGUUUGCGCCAACUGCAAUGGCCUCGGCAAGCUUAACCAGAUUGAUAAAUAAAAUAAUUAACUCCUUCUUCUUCAUUAUUAUCAGUAUACAAACCGCUAUUUCACAUUCAUCUUCUUCUCUGUGUAAUAUAUACUCUCUAAGUUUUUCUGAAACCGUAAGAGUGUGUUCGAUUCGCGAUA